AUGGCUGAGAGGCCGGGGAGCACCGGGGGACUAACGCAGCCCGCCUGGUCCUUGCCCGGUCCCCGCGGCCGCUCCCAAAGCGACAUCUCCUCCUUCUCCUCCUCCCGGAGAACCUGCCUUCUCCGGUCCAACGUGGGAGGCUCAGUUGAUGGUUUGGAUAAGGCUUCGAUCGCUAACUCGGAUGGACCAGCCCCAGGAUCCCAAACUCCCCCCUUCAAGAGGAAGGGCAAACUCUCCACCAUUGGCAAAAUAUUUAAACCUUGGAAAUGGCGGAAGAAGAAGACUAGUGACAAAUUCAGAGAAACGUCAGCAGUGUUGGAAAGGAAGAUUUCGACAAGACAAAGCAGAGAGGAGCUGAUAAGAAGGGGAGUGCUGAAGGAAAUGCCCGAGCAAGAUGGUGAUGUAACAGUAAAUUUUGAAACUUCAAAUGGACACACCAUAGCCAUUGGUGAAGAAACCAUACAGGAAGAAAAUGUGGUAAAAGCCAGUGGAGAUAACGGUACUUUAUCAGAGAAAGUAUCAGCAUUGGAAGGAAAAAAAGAAGAUCAAAAAGAGAGCACUACUGAUCACUGCCCAGAAAUACCGGCACCCCAUGCUCCACCACUACCCAAGCCUAAGCCUAAAUCUAAAAAAGCUCCACUACCACCAAAAAAUGCUAUUGCUGCUUCCACCACCACCAGCCAUAAGAGUAACGAAGCACCUCAUGCUAAAAAAAAGGGAAAGGCUCCUGCUAAGCAGCCUCCUCUCCCACCGCCCAAGCCAACAAGUCACAGUGCAAAUCGAGAAGCUGCUAGUUCCUCUCAUGCAAAAAAACCACCAGUCUCCAAGUCCUCUUCUUCACCAUCUCCUUCGUCCACAUCAUCUCAUCCCAAAGGCUCUAAGGAGACCUCCAGCAAAUCAGGCACAUCAGGGACUCCCAGGGGCAAGAAAAAACCCGGGAAACAGUCAGCCCCACGAACAGCGCCAGAUGGGGCUGCUGCUUCCCCCUCAGGUGCCACAGCCAACAGGUUGGAAGCAAAGGCAGAAAAACCCGAGCCUGAGCAGCCUUCCAUAGUGAUUUCUGAAACGGAGGACGCAGACCAGCCGAACAAGCUCAUUGUCCCCCCUCCUCCCACCGCUGCCCCCCCGCCACCUCCACUUCCACCUCCCUUUCCUGCUGCAGCUGGUCAGCCCGCUGUCUCCUCCGAUGCCCAAGAUGUGUCAGACGACUGCGUGGCAGGGCCGGCUGGCCCCGGAUCAGAUACUAAACCUCUUCUUCAGACUGAGCAUAGCAUGGACGAGAGCCUGAGCAGUACGGCCCUAGGCAGUGGUCCAGAUGCUAGCAGAGAAGACACAAAAAGCUUGGCUACCAAAGAAGACCAAGAAGUGGAGGCACCUGACCAGGCACGCUCUGAACUGGUGGAGGAGGCUUCUGACGCUGCUGCCCCUCCUGAGAGUGAAAGUGGCAGAGAGAGCCACAGCAGCGACUCGGACUCCGAUGGGCCAAUACUGUACACGGAUGAUGAUGACGACGACGAUGAUGAUGAUAAUGCAAGUGCUGAAAGCUCUUUGGCAAGUAAAAUUCGUCGUAGGGAUACUCUUGCUAUCAAACUUGGCAACAGACCAUCUAAGAAAGAAUUAGAAGACAAAAACAUCUUGCAGCGUACAUCUGAAGAGGAGAGGCAGGAAAUCAGACACCAGAUUGGAACGAAGCUAGUGAGGAGACUUAGCCAGAGGCCUACAACUGAAGAACUAGAGCAGAGAAAUAUCCUAAAGCAGAAGAAUGAAGAAGAGGAACAGGAAGCCAAAAGAGAAAUAAAACGUAGACUCAGUAGAAAGCUCAGCCUGAGGCCUACAGUGGCUGAACUUCAAGCAAGAAGAAUCCUUCGAUUUAACGAGUACGUGGAGGUCACAGAUUCUCCAGAUUACGACCGUCGUGCUGACAAGCCUUGGGCCAGGUUAACUCCCGCAGACAAGGCAGCAAUACGGAAAGAACUGAAUGAAUUUAAAAGCACAGAAAUGGAAGUACAUGAGGAGAGUCGACAAUUUACCAGGUUUCAUCGUCCGUAACUGUUGGACCACAUCCCAUAUUUCAUGUAACAGUUUUCUUGGGGAAAUCAUUGCGUCCUGAAGACCUGAGAUUGCACUGGAACUGGACUGAGUAUGAGUGUGUGCUACAGCUUACCAUGAGGCUAAU
Messenger RNA from Haliaeetus leucocephalus (bald eagle), 2176 nucleotides. RefSeq names its product phosphatase and actin regulator 2 (gene PHACTR2). Lineage: Eukaryota; Metazoa; Chordata; Aves; Accipitriformes; Accipitridae. The transcript is spliced from 13 exons. Gene Ontology annotation, molecular function: actin binding. Gene Ontology annotation, biological process: actin cytoskeleton organization. The coding region runs from base 1 to 2049 and encodes 682 amino acids. The record is from RefSeq and is a predicted model, not a curated record.